CUCAGUGCGUGUGCAGUCCAUAUUAUAAAUUGAGAAUGUGGUUGCAUACAAACGCACUUUUAAUAUAUAAAGCCUAGUCUAACAAACAUUAUAUUUUGGCGGGUGAUAUUAAAGUAUAAAUAAAAAUGUGUGGAACGCGUAAACAAAAUGAAACAAGAAGAACUAGCUGCUUUGAACCUGAUCGAUUUUUCUCGCAUAUCCAAUUGAAUGUAUGUAUCUAAUGUGCAAUUCCUACACGGAAAAACGGAACCAUAUUUGAGCAAAAUUCAGAAGCACCCAUAGAAAAAAAAGAGUCGUUAAGCUUGUGUGUAUUUGAUAGCCUUAGCCAGGCAAAAACAAAACCACAAAAAUGAGCGGUCGUGGGAGCCGUAAGCGUGGUCGACCGCCAAAGACGCCAAAUGAGCGGACUUCAUCUGGACGUUUUAGUUAUCAAUUGCUCAAAAAGCCGAAAUAUCUGAGCGAAGGAAAAUCGCAGGCAAGCACACCAUCAGCUUCGCGCGGCAUUUCCCCACAAAGCGAUGAGUGCAGUCGCAGCAGCCAUAACAAUCACAGCCGUGGGAACCGUGGAAGCGCCGCUAAGAGGGGACGCGGGCGCAAGUCAAAUGUGCAACCCAAUACCAGCAACUACUCCGGAAGAAAAGGGUACGAGUCUGAAUAUCACUAUGGGUCAGAUUUUGGAGAUUCUGAUGACGAUAAAUCUGAUAAUGAGGAUGACAUAUUACUUACCCCCAGCGAUGAUGAAAGCUUGGAUGCAGGCAAUGAGAGUGAGUCGGAAUUUUCCGUGUGCAGCUUUACCCAAAAUGGAGUUGGUCGGCCACCACGUCCGCCCAGUCCGGAUCCAAUUUGGCUUCAAGAAGGCCGGGAAUAUGCUCCUCUUGAUUUGCCGGAUUCAUCAGAAGAUUUGUCUAUUGCAAAUGCACACGUUUUGCGCGCCCUUAGCAUUUAUGAAGUGCUGCGACGUUUUCGGCACUUGGUUCGUCUUUCACCCUUUCGCUUUGAAGACUUCUGUGCAGCUUUAACUUGCGACGAGCAGAGUGCACUUUUGACGGAUGUACAUAUAAUGUUGCUAAAGGCGAUCUUACGAGAAGAGGAUGUUCAGGGCACGCAUUUUGGGCCAUUAGAUCAAAAGGAUACGGUAAACAUAAGUCUGUACUUAAUUGAUGCCAUUACUUGGCCAGAAGUUUUGCGCAGCUAUGUGGAAAGUGACAAGACAUUUGACCGUCAGGUUUAUGAUAUAUUGAGUCGGACAGAAUAUCCGUACACCGGCAUUGAAAACCGUCUUGGCGUGCUCCAGUUCUUGGCAGAUCAGUUUUUGACAGCCAAUUCUAUUCGCGAUGUAAUGCUUCAGGAGGGACCCAUUCAUUACGAUGACCAUUGCCGUGUUUGCCAUCGACUUGGAGAUUUGCUCUGCUGCGAAACCUGCCCUGCAGUCUAUCAUUUGGAAUGUGUUGAUCCCCCAAUGAACGAUGUCCCCACUGAGGAUUGGCAGUGUGGAUUGUGUCGUUCGCACAAGGUCAGUGGUGUUAUUGACUGUGUGUUGCCACAAGAAAAGCAUGGUGUAUUAAUACGACAUGACAGCUUAGGAGUUGAUCGUCAUGGCCGCAGAUAUUGGUUUAUUGCACGCCGAAUUUUUAUCGAAGAUCAAUUGGAUUCCAGUUGUUGGUACUACAGUACAACAUAUAAGUUAAAACUUCUUCUUCACCGAUUAGAUUCUGAAGAACUGGAGGCUCGGCUGCACGCUCAGCUAACAGAGCGCUGGGAGGAAAUCGAGCGUCAGAUGAUAUUGACGGAGUCGUUAACCAAUGAGCACAUGCAUACCAAGCGGAGUUUAUUAGAUAUAGAGCAAGAGGCUACGAAAGUUAUACUCGAAAAAGAGACGAUGUGCGGACCAACUGAUGAUGUCGAACCCAAAUUCGAUGACCAAUUGUCAGAAGCAGCGAAAAAGUCUGAUGAAAGUAAAAUGGUUACGCGUCAGAAAUCCAACCAACUAAACAAUGGCACGCUUUACUUUAAACUUGGCAUGGAACAAGGAUUCAAAAACUAUGUCAACCAGUACGCAACGAAUCCAAUAGCCCUUAACAAGCCACAGCGUAAUGAGGAACGAGACAAACGACGUCAUCUCUCACACAAGUUUUCACUUACAACAGCUUCCGACUUCAAAUGGAUUGGUAUUACUAUGGGAACACCCGAUAAUAUGGUUACAACGCUUAGACAGACAUUGAUAAACUUUGAAUCAAAUAUAGCACCUCCGUUUUUAAAUCCAAAUUGGCAAGUUAAUAAGAAAGUCUGGAACACUGCUGUUAUGAAUGCUCGACACGCAACUGAUUUUGCGACUGUGUUGCUGCUUUUUCAAUCGUCUUUAAAAAGUGUAGUUUUUGCUAAUGUGUGGCAUGAACAACUUGGCCAUAGAGCCUUGCAACGCAUCACUAGCGCUGAACGCGAAGAACGAAAAAAGUUGGAGAAGCGGGAGAAACGCGAACGCGACGAUGAGGAAGAACGUAAUCGACUAGCAUUUAACUACAUCAAAUAUUCUUUGGGUCUGAAGCAUCAAGUGUGGAAGCAAAAAGGAGAAGAAUAUCGUGUACAUGGUCAGUGGGGUUGGCUAUGGCUUUCAAGCAGUCGACGCUGCGGAAUUCGGGCCAGACGAGCUUAUCCCCGGUUGCAUAGUAGAGUUUUUGUGCACUAUACUAUGGGAGCUCAGAAUGACGUUGACGAAGUUGUCUUGAUCGAUCCACGUACCAAACGUUUCAUGCAACAGUGCGAGUCGAACAGUCUUGAUGGUCAGAUGUCCCCUUAUUUACCGGAGGAGUACGCAAACGUUAAAGUUGUCGAAGAUGUUAGCAAGUGCGUUAAAGGUAUCAUCGAUGUUAGCAAAGCUCUGAACGACCCAGGACGUCUUUACUAUCCGAAACUUGCUCGUAAAUGCUGGGUAGACGAUCUACUGGAGCGACGAAAGAAAUUGGCCAAAGUCGAGGAGCAACUUUCUACGAAAAGUGGAACUGAUGUGAAGCCAAUUGCCAUACCAUCGCCUAGUAAUGUUACAGCCAACAACAAACAUACCUACUUGGAAAAGUGUCUGCACCGUCUUACAGAAGUGUCAACAAAAGGAGGGUCAGCAAACGUCAACUUUGAGCUCGUUAACUCGUUGGCUAAGCAAAUUCAAACAGUACGUUUACAGUUCAGUCAGCUAAAUCGAUUUGCCAAGACUUUUCGUUGCUACACGAAGGAGUGUAACACAAACUCAAACGCUGUAUCUCAAAUCACACAAAAUACUUGCUACUCACCCUUGUGUCUUCAGAAAGCUCGUGCAAAAAAAGAACUUCUGUUGCUACUGCGAAAGGCACACACCGCGGGAAAUGGAUCUAAAGAAACAGUGGCCGCUAUCUUAGGUGCUGUUAAGAAGCCGUCUAUUCUCGAACAGAAGUUGACUGAAGGCAAGAGAGAAACAAAUCAGCUUUCAGUCGAUGAAUCGGAUGAUACUAAAUCAGCGGAAACAGAAGCACCACUUGACCUGCUUCAAGAUUGGGAGCAAGCUCGAGCGCAUUCUGUGGCUUUUACUGACGCGCUCUUAAGCGAUUGCUUGCUGAUUGAGACGGAUUUUCCUAAUAGUGCCACAGUUAAAAAAGAAGAGGAUCUGCUCCCAGGAAGCAACACAACAGCUGAUUCUAGCACGCAAGACUCGGACAAAAUGGAUUUUAUUGAAAGUAUGGACGUUUGCAGCAAUGUUGAAAUCGAGAGUACCGAAGAUUCUAUAGUUACGGCGAUAAAUACCUCGUGUUUAGAUGCCAGCGCUGAGGACAUAGACAUGAGACCCGGAUCACGUCGAAAACGUUUCCAAAAAUCUAAAAAGGCCUAUGUAGGAACCAAGGAUGUAUUGGAUCACACGCUGGACAAAGAUAUACCUCUCAAACAAAAUCGCCGAUUCCGUAUCAGUUCUCGUCCGGUUAAGCGUGACUGUUGUACUAAAUAUGAGCGAGAGUAUUUUGAGAACGGAAAGGAGCGUGUCUAUAGUACUACUUCACCGCGCGGUCGUGUUUAUCUUAUCAAUGAUUGGUCCAAGCUAUAUGACCAAGCUGUUAAAAGUGAGGAUAAAACUACAAUUUUGAAAAAGGCCACGUAUGCAAGAUACCCUCUUAUUUCAAAUUUCCUUACGCACAAAAAGAAGCGCAGUUUAUUGGUAUUACCGCGCUACGAACUGCGGAAACUGGCGCGACUUGGGGGAAGGUCAGCCACAAAUGGUUUCCACCACGGUGCCAAAAAUAACACUAUUUGGCAAUACCAGUGCUCGCGUCCCCUUUUCAGAACGUGUUGGUCUUAUCGCACGUGUAAUGCCACAACGCUAUCCUGCAUUGCCCUUCAACUACGAAUACUGUGGUCCUGUCUUCGGUGGGACGACAUGAUAGCCAAGCCGCCGUCGACCGAUGGCAAACAUCAGGUGACAUCGGAAACUGAAAUUGUCACUCUAGAAUUGUUGAAACUUCGUCAUGCUGGUCGUUAUGGCGAAAAAACAAGCUAUUUGCGGCGUAAAGUUGUCAUUCCACUUGAGAUGCCAAAGACCAUCAGAGAGGUCACAUCAAUACGCUCUGGAUUACGAAAACGAAAACGUGCUGAGUCUCCACAGCCAACCGAACCACAAAUAAGCGAGGAAUGGGUCGAUGAAGAUAAACUUGAAUUAUGGGAAAUUAAAUUUAUUGGUGAAAAACAAGAAAAGGCCCGCCUGUCAACAGUGACUCGGUCUGUGGCAUCGCGGCAACUAGAGUCAAGCGGUGGCAACAGUCCAAGUACCUCUACUAAUGGAAAUCCAGGUGGUGCUGGUCGUGUUCAGCUGGCCCCAAAGCCAAACGAAGAUGUUAAAGAAAAAAUGGAACAACAAUUAAAGCUACAAAGAGCCGCGCAUCAACAACGGAAAGUCAUCGGCACAGGCGAGCUCGCUCGAUCCGGAACUCCAGUUAAAGGCCAGAUUAUUGGCAGUAGACGAGUAAUUGUUAAAAAUGCAGAUGGCACUACACGAAUCAUUCAGCAGGCAGUCACACAAGUAGCCCGAGCUGCACCAGUGACCUCCUCGUCAGCAGCAGCUUCGCAAACAGUGCAAAACACAUCUACCACACAAUCCACUCAAUCUGCACCCACCCCACAUAAGGUACAAAUCAUACGUGGACCGGAUGGUAAAGUAAGUGUAAGGGGCUUAAAUCCUGGACAGCAACUAGUACAAAUGCCGGAUGGAAAAUUACACGUAUUGACAACUUCAUCAAAUUCAGCAACUCUAGGAAGCAAAGGCAAGGUAUUACCCAUAAAAUCUCUACCUACACCAUCAUCCACAGCUGUGACGUCAACGUCUUCUGCUGCUGUAGCAUCAGCAGCUCCGGUAAUUAAACAAAUGUCCGUAAAGCAAGUCGCAAAACCUACCGGGGCGCAAACAAUAGCUUCACAGAGGGUUGCCUUACCUCUCGCGCAAAUCAAAAACAAGAUGCUAUUGGCUCAACAGCAACAAGCAUCAGCAGCAACAUCAUCGCCACCAGUACAGAAAAUUGUGUCAAAAGUUGUCGUCAACUCAAGUUCCCCUGGACAAAAUAUGCAACAAGUAUUUGUACAGCCUGGUUCUAAGUUGGUAGUUGGUCAAAACGCUCAAGGACAAAAAGUUAUCAUAUCUGCUUCUGCACAGUCAGGCACAUCCGCAGUGCAACAGCAGCAAGUUGUACAAACUCAAGCCCUUCCACAGCAAAUUCAACAGGCACCACAGCAACAAUCUCAGCAAAUGGCGAUCAACCAGGUGGGCAGUCAACCAACACAAAAAGUAAUCCAACAAAUAGUUAACACAAGUAAUGUCCAACAACAGAUAGUGAUAGGGGGGCAACGCAUCAUACUGAGCCCCGGUCAGACUAUUGUUACUCAGCGAAAUGUACCGCAAAGUCAAGCAUUGCAAAUGGUCCAGCAACAAAUUCAAACCCAACAGCAGCAACAACAACAACAGCAUAUUGUGCAGCCGCAGCAACAAUAUGUUGUUCAAUCGAAUCAAGUUGUUCAAUCGCCUACCACACAAACUAAAUUAGUUAAACAGCUUGUAGUACAUCAACAAACCCAACAAACAGUGGAAGAAAAAGUCCCAAUCAACACCAACAAUGAGGCCAAUGAAACUGCUACCCAGCAAGUGCUCGUGCCCAAUUCGACUCUGGCUCAACAGCUGGCACAGGGAAAGUUGCAAGUAGCUACUGUCAAUGGACAACAAGUAAUCGUCAAGCCUUUGGGAAAUAAUCAGGCGCAAAUAGUUGCACAUAUUAAACACCAAGGGGAUGGUAACGCCCACAUCGUUACCAACAAUACUGCACCAGCAGUGCCCCAAGAAAGUCCGCAGAGCACACCAGUCAAACAUUCACAGCAGCAAUCUCUAACAUCCCACAGCCCACAACAAGUUAUAGUUCAGCAACAGCAAAUUGCACAACAGUGUAGCUAUGAUACUGCUGCUUCUUCAAUACCCCAACAGAAUGUAGCGCCUUCAACUGUCCAACCAGGGCAGACACAACAGCAACCCAUGAGUGUUGAAGAAAGUCUUCUUCAAAACCAGCCGCCUGGCACAGUUAUCAAAUGCGUUACAGCACAAGUAUUGCAAACGGAGCACGGACCACGUAUUGUGUUGCAAGGCUUAGUAGGUAACGAUUUCACGGCUCAACAACUACAGCUGGUCCAAACCCAGGUUAAGCAACAGCUUAUGAAAGCCCAAGAAUCUAAUGGCAAACUAGGAGUCCUAGGCCCAACAAAAAUAUACUUGGCCGUGCAGCCGGAGACAACAGCUCAAUCACAACCACCUCCACUUACCCCAGUACACCAGUCGACUACACAUCAACAACCCAACAUCGACAAUGACACCAUCGGGCCAAUCAUUAUUAACAAAGCGGUAGACACUGGAAAUGAGUUGGAGCACACUAUUUGUGACCAAACUGAUAAAUCUAAUAUUAAAAUUAACACUCAAUCUAUUGGAGUCUCUGCGCUGAUAGAGGGCAUAGAGCACGACGAAAAAUCAAUCCAUAUUAACAACACAACUGUGGAAAAAGGCGUAGAGGAAAAUCAAAGUGAAAACUUUGUAAUCACUAGUGGUUAUAUACAAGAGUCCAUUACAAACGCACUAAAGCAAGGUAAUCUAAGUCCAGAACUAGAAGAAAAGUUGGUUAACAUGCGCAAGCAACAGGAACAACAAAAUAUACAAAGUUUGGAUGAUGGGGAUUUGUCGCCUAGAGGAAGUGUUAAAGAGGACACAUUUACUUCCAAUCGACGAAGCAUGUUGGAGCUUCAACAAAAUAACGAUGAUCUUGAUUGGAAAACUAGAACUUCUACAAAACGACCAAAUGCUAUGACAACAAGCAGCCAAUUUAAUAGAAUUCUCAAAAAAAGUCGCAAUCAGAAAGAAUAUAUAGUAGACAUCAGUGAACAGAAACAAUCCAAGUUAGAAAGGCACAAAGAAUUGCUUAAAAAAAGUAUCCUUCGUAAACGAUCAUUAUUAGAACGGAAUUUACAAAAUGAAAUACGGGAAGAAGUACAGACAAAAGUUCAAAGACAUGUGCGAUCUUUUAGUGUCGUCUCACUAGAAGAGCAUAGUGAAAAUGAAAGAGAACCCGUAUUUUCUGAUCGUCGCGAGGAGCAAAAUAUUGAACAAAUGCGAUGUGUUAAAGUUAGCACCAGUCGAAAUCUAAGAGAAGAAUCUCUUGCAGACAAUAGCAGACAUGUCGUCGGAAGGCCUAAGAAGUUAACAAGGAAACAAGAAAAGUUGUAUUGCAUUUGUCGUACACCUUAUGACGAUACAAAGUUUUAUGUAGGCUGUGACCUGUGCAGCAAUUGGUUUCAUGGUGAUUGUGUUAACAUCACUGAGGAAGCUUCUAAAAAACUUUCUGAAUUCAUUUGCGUUGAGUGCCAGAAAGCACGGGAAACUGAAGAACUUUUUUGCAGUUGUCGCCAACCAUACGAUGAUUCACAAUUUUAUAUUUGCUGCGAUAAAUGUCAGGGUUGGUUCCAUGGCCGUUGUGUCGGAAUACUACAGAGUGAAGCUGAGUUUAUAGAUGAGUACGUAUGCCCUGAGUGUCAGCGAAAGACAGAUGCGAACGCAUCCAAUAUGAAAAUCCUUUCGUCCGGUGAAACUAACGAGCUAAAGGAGUUAAUUAAGCAAAUACAGUCGCACAAAAGUGCUUGGCCGUUUAUGGAGCCGGUUGAUCCGGACGAAGCGCCCGACUAUUACAUAGUCAUUAAAGAACCAAUGGAUCUCAAACGGAUGGAAACCAAACUCGAAUCAAAAGCGUACACCAAACUCGCCGACUUCAUUGGCGAUAUGACAAAAAUGUUUGACAACUGCCGCUACUACAACCCAAAAGAAUCGUCCUUUUACAAAUGUGCUGAAGCACUGGAAUCGUACUUUGUGCAAAAAACUUAAAAGCUUUCGCGAAAGUGUGUUUGGUCAACGUAAUUAGUAAAAGCAUUAACUAAGCUAUUAAACCUUAAGUUAAAAGAGUUUUAAUAUAAAAGAAGUAUCCAAUUUUGCAAGCAUAAAUAUUGUUAAUUUCAUUUAUUUAAUUAAAAGGUCCGUUUGUUAUAAUUUAAAUUUUUCAUUAUAUAACAAUGUCACCUUCAACUAAAAUUCAAAUAUGUAAAUACUAUUUAUUAUGUAAGCUCAAAUAACAAUUGUAAGAAAUAUAAAUGCAGAUCCGUGUAAUGUAAAUAAAUAUUAUAAUUGAGGUCAUAAUAAGUUAAGAAAUCUGAAUAAUUUGCAGAAAACACCUCAGUAAUAUCACCUUGUACAAAGAAUUCAAUUGUAAAUAAAUAAUACAUGCAUUUGUCUUUA
Molecule: messenger RNA, 8824 nt
Organism: Drosophila subobscura
Lineage: Eukaryota; Metazoa; Arthropoda; Insecta; Diptera; Drosophilidae
Product: nucleosome-remodeling factor subunit NURF301-like
Exons: 13
Coding region: 350-8416 (2688 amino acids)
Biological process (GO): regulation of transcription by RNA polymerase II
Cellular component (GO): NURF complex
Molecular function (GO): RNA polymerase II cis-regulatory region sequence-specific DNA binding
Source: RefSeq, a predicted model, not a curated record